Falco peregrinus (peregrine falcon) is the source of this 828-nucleotide messenger RNA. RefSeq names its product mitochondrial ribosomal protein L13 (gene MRPL13). Lineage: Eukaryota; Metazoa; Chordata; Aves; Falconiformes; Falconidae. Bases 97 to 636 code for a protein of 179 amino acids. The record is from RefSeq and is a predicted model, not a curated record. Gene Ontology annotation, cellular component: mitochondrial large ribosomal subunit; ribosome. The transcript has 7 exons. Gene Ontology annotation, molecular function: mRNA binding; structural constituent of ribosome. Gene Ontology annotation, biological process: translation; negative regulation of translation.
UUGCGCCGCCCCUCGCAGGGCAGCGCUUCCGCUUCCCGCCGGUGCGGCGGCCCAGGGGCUGCGCUUCCGCUCCCCUCAGCGGCGGCGGGGGCGGCCAUGGCCAGCUACACCAAGGCGGCCCAGCAAUGGGCUACUUUUGCCAGAGCCUGGUAUCUCCUCGAUGCAAAGAUGCAGCCACCAGGAAAAAUAGCAGCUGCAACUGUAAUGAGACUUGAAGGCAGGCAUAAACCUAUUUAUCAUGCACUAAGUGACUGCGGAGAUCAUGUUGUCAUAAUAAAUACAAGACAUAUUGCCUUCUCUGGUAACAAAUGGGAACAGAAAGUAUAUUCUUCACAUACUGGCUAUCCUGGUGGUUUCAAACAACUGACAGCAACUCAGCUGCACUUAAAGGAUCCAACUGCUAUUGUUAAACUGACUGUUUAUAGAAUGCUUCCAAAAAACCUUCAGAGAAGAACUAUGAUGCAGAGGCUGCACCUGUUCCCAGAUGAUGUUAUUCCAGAAGAUAUACAGAACAAUCUUCUACAAGAGAUUCCUCAGCCACGUGUGGUCCCCAGGAGGUUAGAUGAAUAUACACCAGAAGAAAUUGCUGCGUUUCCGAAGGUUUGGAUUCCACCUAAAGAUUUUCGAAGGAGAUAAUAACAUUAAAUGAAGAAGAAGAAGUGCCAUCAAGAAUGUCUCUCUUCCUUACAAAAGAAUUCUUCUAAUGUGGAAGUACCAGUGCAUCUCAGUCAAUCCUUCUAUGUAGGAUGUUUUUGAUGGGAAAGAUUAUAAAAAUUACUGUAUUUGAAACAGCUAGGAAUAGAUAUUAUAGUUUUAAUACCACCCAUA